Molecule: messenger RNA, 494 nt
Organism: Phyllotreta striolata
Lineage: Eukaryota; Metazoa; Arthropoda; Insecta; Coleoptera; Chrysomelidae
Source: the annotation of a GenBank genome assembly
GAUGAAAGAAGAAGUUUUAGGUUAAGUUAAAAAACAAUUUCGAAAUGGCCAAUUUAAAGUUUUUUGUACAAAUUCGAAAUCUGAAUUCCCUAUCUGCUGGUAUUACAAAACCCCAUCGUAAUAUCUACAGACGAACUUACCCCACAGUUUUAGUAAAUCCCGAUGGUUCCACUAUCAAUGUUCGGUAUCAGGAACCAAGGAAGAUGAUCAAAUUACCCCUAAAUAUAUGGACCCUAAGCGAAGCCGAAAGAAAAGCAAGACUAGAGGAUCGUAAACCAAAGAAAAAAGUCAAAAUAGUGGAUGACAUAGAGGAUUCUUUCGAUUCCAAGAAAUAUUUGAAAUAUUUAAAAAAGAAAUAGUUUUGUUUAAAUUUCUAAGUGUAGUUAUAAAUUUGAAUAAAUACAGUACAGUAGGUGUAAUGUAAAUUUUUAUAGUGCACGAAAUCAUAUUGAAGAAUUUACUUGGAAAUCGUAAAUUUGUUUAAAACAAUAACA